Molecule: messenger RNA, 7043 nt
Organism: Epinephelus fuscoguttatus (brown-marbled grouper)
Lineage: Eukaryota; Metazoa; Chordata; Actinopteri; Perciformes; Serranidae
Exons: 2
Coding region: 1646-2587 (313 amino acids)
Source: RefSeq, a predicted model, not a curated record
CUAUUUUGACCUCACUCAGACAGUCACCACAGUCUUCACCUUGAAUGAUGUCAGUCACGUGACUGACCUUAGGAGGCUUGACUCGUAGUCUGUAAGAGUAUCCGAGUGACACUGCCUCCUCCUCUUUGCCUUACUCACCUCAUCCGAGACCGUGCCUUUCCAGGUGAGGAUUGCUCCUGAGUGAGCUUGGUAGCGGCUAGCAACAGCGCUGGUAAGUUAAGUUUGUUUGUGCCCUGACAACUCGCUGUUUGCAGGGGGAGGGGCGUUUGUUUGGCCUACCUUCGUGCGUUCACGCACAGUGAGUGGAAGCCAUAUAGCCUCAUUUUCUUCAACUGAGGUCUCUUUUUGUUGGUAUUUGGUUAUUGGAGUGAACACUAUUGUUCAGAUUAUUACAAGUAAGUGAAUAAGUGAACUAAUUUGAGUUAUAUUAUUCUCAUACACCGGUCGGUGUUAUUUUGCUUUGUUUGUUCACAAUACUAUUAAAUGCAUUGAUGAACUGAUUUGAGUUGUAUUAUUCUCAUACACCCGACGGUGGUAUUUUGAUUUGUUUGUUUGUUUGUUUGUUUAAUUGGUCCCCUGCUCGCAGUGGGUACACAAGUGUGACACAAGCCUCCGCUGUUUGCAGCGGCUGUGUUUGGGAAUGGCCUCCCAGUGGUGUAGAUAUUGCCGGGUGGCCAUGGAUCCCCGUGAUGGCCAUAGAGAGCGCCUCCACUGUUUGGGAGUGGCACAUCUGGUGGAGGACAGUGAGAUUCCAUGCCCUGCAGCUGCAGAGCUCUCUCUGGAGGAGCGUAGGCGCAAGGCAAGGCUGGUGGAGGAGACAACGCAAAAUAAGAUGGCGGCUCACCCUCCUCCAAGUAAACCAAAAGAAGGCAGACAUGCCUCUAAGUGGAGCAAGAGUCUCAAGCGGGACCACAGUCCCGAUCACGAUCACUCGGGGAAGUCUGCACAUAAGAGGCAGCUUAGCCCUGAAAAGCGGGGACAGCAGGAGGACACACAAAUUCAAAUCCUGGCUGCAAUUCAGAGCCUAUCGGAUCAGCUGACUAGGAUCGCAGCUCAACGUCCAGUCGCUGGCUCAUCCUCAGGGGUUCAGGAGCCCCUGAGGAGCCACCACAUCAGUCAGAGAGGCAAGGUUCACCUGAUGUCCUCUCACUGUAUGCUCACAGUUCCUUUGGGGGGAGCGCCGGACUGUCUGGAAAUGCUGAGGAGGAUCUGGGAAGUAUGCCGGACAAUGAGACCCCAGCUCAGGAUGAGCAGAGGCUCCGAGUUCAGUAGAGGGAGUGUGGGCAGGUAUUUCUCAGCCCCAGCCCUCAGUGACUGUUCCAGCGGCGGCAGACUAUCUACAGAUUCUUAGAAAAGCAUGGAACAACCCGGCAGCUGCGCCACAAUUUAACGCAGGGUCUUGCAGGCUGACAAGACCCCAGUACGCCUCUGAGACCGGCCUGGUGGACAUGCCGCCUGUGGAAAGGGAGAUGGCGGCCCUGACGUCGCUCAGCCCAGAGCGAGUAACUGCCAACCCUCAUUGCCCAGUUAAGGAGUGUCACAAGACAGUCUUGUGUGCCAUACAUAUAAUGCAGCCACAAGAGCAGCACGCUCAGGUAAUGCAUUGGCUAUUCUGCUGUCUGUCAGCCAAGUGGAUCAGGACACUAUGAGCCUGAUUGAGGGGGCUCUGGUUACUCAUGCCCAACUCACGAGAGAUAUAGGGGUAGCCAUGUCAUCUGUUCAAGGUCCUCCCCUUCGGCCUGUCACUUUCCCCCAGAGUGUUUACCAGGGUGGUGGCAGCCGCGUUGUCUCCGUUGCAGAUAGCUGGUCUGAAAAUCUUGCCCUAUCUGGACGACUGGCUAGUCUGUGCUCCAAGUCGCAGUCAGGUGCUCCAGGACACAAGGAGGGUCAUGGACCAUGUGCAAGACUUGGGCCUCAAGGUAAAUUUGGGGAAAAGCAAUCUCGAACCAACACAGCAUGCAGUGUUUGUGGGGUUAUGUUUCAACUCUCUCACUGUGUCGGCCUCCCUCACUCCUCUGAGGGUUGCAAAGCUGGUAGCCCUGGCAGAGCAGUUUCAGCUUGGCAGGCAGAUGGAGGUAGCUCAGAUUCAGAGACUGCUAGGGAUGAUCUCAGCAGCAGUGUCAGUGGUUCCCUUGGGCCUGCUCAGAGCUCGGCCUUUGCAGAGGUGGCUAAAUGCUUUCCGUCUUCAUCCAAAACGGGACAGACGGGUAAAGCUCAGGAUAACACGGCGGUUUAUACAAGCCCUCCGCCCUUGGAGGGACAAAUCCCUCUUGACUGGUGGGGGUUCCAAUGGGGGAUGUUCCGUCGCGGCGAGCGGUGGUGUCCACAGAUGAUCUCCCUGACAGGCUGGGGUGCAGUCUGGGAAGGCAGGACAGUGAGGGGUGUGUGGAGUCCCCAACAGAGGGGCCAAUACAUCAACCUGUUGGAAUUGAGGGCAGUCCACCUGGCGUUGAUGGGACUUCUCCCCUUUAUCAGGGGCAAGCAUGUCUUGGUGAAGUCAGACAACUCUUCCACUGUCUACCACAUCAAUCAUCAAGGGGGCACCAGGUCUCUCUGUCUACAGGCGACCAGGGAACUUUUGCUGUGAGCAUUUCCCCGUCUAGCAUCCCUCAGGGCCAUUUUCAUCCCAGGGGUUCACAAUCAGGCAGCCAAUCUCGGGACCCCGAGAUUGGCUGGGCAACUGGAGGUUGCACCCAGAGGUAAUGGCAUGGCUCUGGUCCCGAUUCAGCAGGGCGCAGAUCGAUCUCUGUGUCGGUGAGGACGACACACUGCGAGGAGUGGUUCUCUCUGGAGCCUCAAGGAGCUUCCCUGGGAAUAGAUGCGCUGCCGCAAGAGUAGCAGACAGGCUUGUUGUACGCUUUUCCCCUGUUACCUCUGAUUCCCCAUGUUGUCCACAGGGUGGCGACAGGACAUUACAGGGUUCUACUGACUGCUGUCGCAAGUGGACGGUCAGAUCUGGCACCCCAGACCAGCAACUCUGCAGUUGUGGGCGUGGCCGAUCUGCAGCCCCAGCCUGAGGAGUUAGAUGAGGCAGUUAUACAGACAAUACGUAGUGCUAGAGCUUUUUCCACUUGGGCUAGCUACAGUCAGAAAUGGACGGUGUUCUCUGACUGGUGUUACAGGCAGCAGGUAGACCCGGCCACUUGUUCUGUUCACCUGGUGUUGCACUUCCUGCAGUCUCUUUUGGAUUCAGGAAAGGCGUCUAGUACGACGUGUGUUUAUGUGUGUGUAUUCAGUUGCAAUUUCUUGCUUUCAUGAGCCAGUGGGAGGAGUCUAAGUGGGGAGACACCCCUUGGUCUCUGAGUUUGUUAAGGGCACGUAUCUGACCUGUCAUGUCCCAUGUAUGGCACUGUAUGUUCAUCAACUUUUCAUCAACACACCAUGGCUGCUGACACCUGUUCUGAGACAGGAUCAUCAGAUGAGAAGAGAAGGGCACCACACUGUAAGAAAGUUGUAUGAAAUUAUCUUCUGUGAUGAAUACUGCUUCUUUUAUGCCACUCAUUCCUGUAGGCUUCAGUAUUUACUGACAUACCCCCAGUCAACUGCUUGAAACCAGGGUGCAAUGGAUAUGUAACUACAGAUGAUCUUAGCAACAAUAUGGCUCAUACCAAAAAAUUAACCCCUCCACCUCCUUAUAACAAAGUCAGCUCACAUAGUACGUCACUUUGAAAAUGUUGACAUGAUAUGUAUGAAUACAAAUGUAAAGUACCUGUGGUUUGCAGAAAUGUACAAUGCCAAUAUUUUCUUCUGGUGAUUGGACUGAUCAAGGAUUACGCUAAGCGGAAAAAACGGAUCCUUUGGGGAAGAUUGAUAUGUUCUGCAAGCAGCAAUCUGCCCUAUAGGUACACUGUUCAUAGACACUAUAGCCCAUUUCCCACUGCACAAAACAUCCACUAACAUCUGUUAACAUCUGGCUUUUUAAUGCAGUGGGAAAGGUUUUAAUUGGCACUCACACCUGGGUCCAUUGACUCAGUAAUCACGGGUAUUUAUCACCUCUAACUUCGAUUGGCAUUGAUGGAAACACAACACCCAGGUGAACACGCUAAUUUUAGCUCCUAUGACACAUCAUCUCAAAACACCGUCCAUCUUCACCCAAGCAGCGCUUAAAAAUUGAUCUAAAUUAGUCUGCACUGAGUUUGAAAGAGAGACUGAGUCAGUAAGAGAUAAAAAUAAGUAACCACUGUAAAUUUUCUUUCCUCCGUGCUGCUGUCUUAUAGUGCUUUCUACUGUUUACCUGUUCUCCAGCCUAUAUGUGACAUUGAAUACGAAAGGAGUCGACAGCCUAUUUUUAGCGGAUUUAUCUAUAUUUUGAAAACCAACGUACGUAAGCUAAUUUUGGUGGAAGCAGAGUAUAUUUUUGUGUACAAAAGGAAAGGUUUCCUUUCUUUAGAAUCAUUUGGAUUUAUCCUCAGGAGAUAAUAAAUAUUCACAACAAAGUCCAUGGAAAUCUUGCCAUUACAUUUUUAUGGUAGCCUACCUUGUCAUAGAGAAGUAUCAUGUUGCCCAAAUGGAAAUUUUGUCUUGAUGGAUACAUUAAAGGAAAUGGGGCUAGUAGUUAUAUAUUUAUUUUUUGAUCAAAGGGUUGUGCCUGUGUCUAUUGCCUGUGUGGCUACAGAAAACAUUAUCUUCUAACAUCAGAAAAGCAGCAGGAACAUUUAUAUGUGAACACAUAUGUGAAAUAUACUGAUAUUCUGUCUGUGUUUGCUGUUUUAUGGCAUUUUGUAUUCAUAUCUCAUGAAGACACAAUCAGAAAAGCUGUCCUAAAAUGAACAGGAUCAGGUAGGGAGCAGUGCAAUAUAGUCACACUAUAGUGUUAGUCCUUAAAGUGAUAAAUCAAAAAAAAAAAAAAAAAAAGAAUAAAAAAUAAAUAAAUAAUCCAAAUAAUGACCUAUUGUCUUACUCCCAGUUCCACAGAGAUAUAAACCUGACAGCUCAGCUGAGUUGGUAAAGGUGUCAUGCUGUUUGCUGUGUUUACUGCAUGUUUAUCAUCACAGCUUAGGUCCUGUUAACUCUCAAAGCCAUACAGAAUUCCUGUGGGAACCACAUAAAGAGGUCUGGAACUAUAUUACACUUAUCAAUGCCUCACCAAUUAAGAUCAAAUUCAUUUUAUCACCAGAGACUUUUAGAAACUAUUACAAGAAAGAAUACAUCACUGAUGUUGAUCACUGAAACUAUUCUUUAACAUAGUGGACAGCUAUUUGGUUUGGUUUCUGUCUUGGCUCACACACAUAACCAAAGGUCAGACUGAAGGUAUAAUGUUUUUCCUUCUGAAUAUGUUUACAGUGCCAACAUUGACACUUAGAUAAUACAACAAACACAAGCACAAACAGACAUAACAAGACCUCUAGACUGUACUGUAAAUCUUGCACAUUAGAUACAGAGGCCCUGAAAAGGAAGGUGGAAAUAUUGUUAAGUAGUUUUGAUAUCUAUUAUCUUGCCUGGACAACAUUACUAAUGGAAAAAAAAUUCUGGGGCAAACCAAAGUUUGUGGUUAACAUGUGGUUAGGUUUAGGCACAAAAUGUGGUUACAGUUAGGAAAAAAUCAUGUUUUAGCUUAAAAUGACUGCUUUUUGUGCCACAAUCCCCCGUGUGAAAACAGUGACAGGUCAAUGCACCCAUAUUUGUUGGCUAAAAAGCAGCAGUGAUUCAUUAAAACACAAUUACUUUCAUUAUUUGUUGGCCCUCUAUCCCCCAAUGACAAAGUCAGCUCAUCAGCUUUAGAAGAGUUGGUAUGAAAUGUAUGAAAUAUGGAAAUGUAAAAUUUCCAUGGUUUGCAGAAACCUACAAUGCCUAUAUUUUCCUCUGGCGACGGGGCUCUCCAAAAUUAAGGAUGUAGAAUAGGAGCCAGAGCCUUCAGCUAUCAGGCUACUCUUCUGUGGGAACAUCUUCCUAAGAGUAGAUUGUGGACUUUUCUCUUUGAUAAAGCUUAUAGUUAGGGCUGGCUCAGGCUUGCCUUGGAUCAGCCCUGAGUUAUAUACCUAGUCUGCCGAGGGGCCUCCUAUGAUACACUGAGCCCUUUCUCUCCUCUCUCUCUCUCCCUCUCUCUCUUGCUUUCAGAUUCUGAAAAGUUGGUUUUUCAUCUGCUAACAUUCAUGUCCUAUUGCAGCAGGUCACUAUCUCGGCUUCUUCUCUAAAGUCUUUGUGCUCCAGUGUCUCACAGGUUCCCUCAAAUCACAACUGCCCCUGGAUUGUGUGGUUGUGCUGCUGCCGUGGUCCUGCCUGAUGCCUCCUACUACUUCUGUUAUUAUUCAUCAUGCUUCUACUAUUAUUAUACACCUAUGAUUAUUACUGUCACAUACAUAUACAAACAUAUAUUAAAAUAUACUCAUAAUAUAUAUCAAAAUACUAUUAUUACAAUAUUAUUUCUUAAAUAAAUGUUAUUGUAGCUAUUGUCAGUACUGUUUCCCAUGAAUCUCUGUCUCAUAUCCUCUCUCUGUCUCUCCCUCUCUUGUCAUAUGGAUUAUUGCUCUUCCUGAGGUUUCUACCGUUUUUUCCCUGUUAAAGAGUUUUUGGGGAGUUUUUCCUUAUCAGCUGUGAGGGUCCUAAGGACAGAGGGAUGUCGUGCACUGUAAAGUCCUCUGAGGCAAAUUGUGGUUCUUUUUUUUUCUUUUUUUUUUAAAGAAUAUGUUAAUUGCAUUUUUUACAUAAAACAGAACAGAACAGCUAGGGUAGUAGUUGAAAAUAAGAGAGUAAAAUAAGAGCAAUGAAAAAGAAAUUAGUUGGAAAAAAAAAAUUAAAUAAAAAAUGCGCCCCACCCCCCCAACGGCCCAGCCUGUGUUGUGUUCAGAUGUUGUCCCGUAAAUAACAAAUUCCAGCACUUGAAUAGGCCAUAGCAGAGAUGUUAACUGAGCACAACCCUCUAUUGUACAAAUGGAUCUCCAGGCCUUCACGGUACAUAAGGUUAUAGAAUUAGUAAAGAGGUCCUUGGAGCGACGGUAGCAUAGUGGAUAGUGCUGGCGCCCCAUAUAUAAAGGCGAUUCUUUGAUACCACAGCGGUCGCAGGUUCGACUCUGGCUUGCUACCCUAUCUGCAUGUCAUUCCCC